Acanthaster planci (crown-of-thorns starfish) is the source of this 5804-nucleotide messenger RNA. RefSeq lists its product as uncharacterized. The record is from RefSeq and is a predicted model, not a curated record. Lineage: Eukaryota; Metazoa; Echinodermata; Asteroidea; Valvatida; Acanthasteridae.
UUCGUGAGCUCUUGAAGCGAGCAUAUCACGAUCAGGUGAGGGCUAGCUGCUGGACUAUUCGGUGCUGUGAAUCGUGUGCUUCUUGACGGUAGUAAGGUUGAGUCGGAAGAAUCCCCACCCAUGCCCAUCUGUGAAGGACCCAAGCUAUCUUAUCUUUGAAGGAAUAACAGAUUUUCUCCAGCAAUUGCUACUGAAGCAGUCUAGGCCGCCUGUCUACGCCCGACGAGACUUUGAAAUCAAGUGAGAGCAAGCACCAUGGGUGAUAGUGACGCUGGCACUGGUAACAUGGAUCAUGACCACUGCACGGUAUGUGGGUGCAACAAGGAGCAGUAUGUCAUGCUACGUCAGCGUGUGGAGGAGAGCAAACAACGCAUCACAUUGAUGGAGAGCGAGUUCCUGCAGAGCACGCUGUACACCGAGAACGAGCUGGACGAAUGCAGGGAGGAACUCAGGCUGUCGCAACAAAGAUACAAUGCGUUGGAAAAAAGUCAUCAGGAGCUCCACGAGAUUAACAGCGACUUGGAAGAGAGGAUUCUUGAUAUUGCUGCCGCCUAUGAAAAGGAGAAGCAAGCCCUCAACAGGGAGGUUUUGACACUAAGCCAGAGGCUACUGGACACCAAGUUUGAAAUCAACAAACAGGAGGAGAGAAAUGCACGCUAUAAAAAGGACUGCCAGCUGGCUGUUGAACUACUUCAAUGCACCCCCUCUGGAGCUUACAUGCAACACAAAGUCAGCCAGCUUCCUCAUGAUCUCCAGUACUACGUCCACCAACUCAUGGGUGAGAUGGGCACUGGCAGCCAGCACACCAGCGGAACAUUGAAGAGUCCCACUGUGACCGAUAACAGCCAGCCACUGUUGGGAGCUGACAAGUCCAGGCACAACGGCCUGCUGGCAUCGCGGGUUUAUGACUCGGUCCCUGCUAACAUCAUCGCCAGGGCCAUGCAGCUGCGGGAUGAGGAGGACCGUAAGGAGGUAGAGAAGCUGGUGCCUACACUGCGUAGCAGCCGCAGCAAGCAGGACGUCGCCGUGGCACUGCACGACAAGGGGACACAGACGGUGGCUGUGGAGACCAGGGACCAGCUGGAACAGUUGUGUGCCAAAUGCGGCUCCGAGCUGACCCUCAUACCCAUUGAGCCCGAGCCCCUGAAGCCAGCCAUACCUGAACCGGAACCGAAGCUCCUCAACCUGUUGGACCUCUCUGAACCAGCUCCAGCUAAGCCCGCCCCUAAGAAAGCAAAUGAACACCUGUUGCUUGACCUAUUGGAGACUGAUGCACCCAGUGACACUGCUGCUGAGCUGAACUUGAAGCGCUCACUGGAGAAUCUCUCCUUGGCUGACUUGCUGCUAGAUAUUUCCGACCCAGAGCCUAGCAUCAAGCCAUUGGGGACCACCACGAUAGAACGAGAACUUGAGACUCCGUCCACAGCCGAUGUUCUGUCUCUUAUUUCCCCUCUAGAUUCAGGCUCCCCAAUGCAGGAUGAUAUGUCUGACAGCAGCAGUGCUAGCAAGGAGAGUAACACAGGCACUCAAAGCAGCGUGGGGUCUUCCCUGACGGAGGCAGACGCAGCCCUGGCCACCCCUAAACCGCCGACCUCCAAACCCACAGGCCCGGCCAGGCGUGUCCACCCAGGCCCCACUCAUCCCCAGAUCCAACAGAAUCAGAAGAGCAACAGCAGCGGCCACACCAUACUGACCGAGAGUUCCCAGGCCUCCUCACUGGUCGAGCCCGAAUUCAAGAAGGUGGGAAAGGCGGCCGUCAUCAAAUCCCAGCAGAGGAACCAAAGGUCGGCUGUGGUCAACGGCACCAUGAGAACACCCAGCGAAGACACCAAGAUCAAGGAUCUCCCCGUAGCCCCCAACCAGAAAGGCUCCACUUACCAUACCCAGAAUCAGGCCCCACUUCCUGAAAGCCCAAGCAUGGGCGAGAAGACCGAAAGGGUGUCGAUGUACAUCAAUGAGAACAAUGCUGAGAACUUGAAAAAGAAGGCCCAGCCAAAGUCAAAACAUGGCGGCGGCACUACGAAGCCCACAGGCCAAGUCAUCGGUUCCCAGCACAACCGACCUGCCAAUCCUCGGCCAAAUCCUAAUCCAACUUCCAACAUGAAUUCCAGUCCUAGCUCAGAUGACAACACCAAUUCCAACCCAGCCAAACCCGGCUCCAACCCCAAUGCACCCAAGACCCCCCACUUCCUGCAAACCAGCGUCUGAUACUGAUUGUCUUUUCAAACCAUUUGUACUUCCAGAUGAGCUUUCAAAUGUUUUUUAAAGUAAAGUGGUGAACCAUUUCUACAAAUUAUUGUGAACACACUUUGCAUCACUGAAAGCGUAACAUUACGUUGUGUGUCUCGGUGGUGUGUUGGAACUUUUUUUUUGGAAUGAAGAAAGCAACUCGUAGAAAAGUAAUUUGUGUGUAGACAGAAAAAUAGGUUUCAUAGGUGACACUGAACAUCCAAAUGCACUGAGGUUUAUUCACCACAAAAAAAUUUAUUGAUCGUCCUGAAAUUUAUAAAACAGUAUGCGGCUAAGUAUAUUCAGUUGUUCUGAAUCAUCAAGCAUUAAGUGGAAGAGAUGUUAUUUCCAAAGGUACAAAUUUUCAUCUGUCAGUACUCCAUCUCUGAAGCUAGGUGGUUUUCAGCAGUCGGAGCAGUUACAACGUUGGAGAAACUAUUGAUUGUUAACCCCAAAGAUUUUGGCGGGUUACUUGGUCAAUUACCAAGAGCACAAUAGUUGUCAUUUUAAUGUCACCACUAAUAUAAACUCUCUGAGAAAAUCAUAUUUUAUCAAUUUCUAACAAAAAUGUACAGGCCUUAUAGUUCUUUCAUUUUGAGGGUAGUCGUUAAAGUGUAGAAUGGAAAUAGCUAAAGCAAGGUAAGGAGAUCAAUCCAAACUUAUAUUAAAAUAAAUUGAAACAGUGUUAGAAACAGUUUUAGAAGCAGAAAAAUUGUACAUGGUGUGAUGGAGAACGGAGUGAUCAAAAUUUGAGGCAUACAAAUUGAGCUGGCUGAGCAUUUUUUUUUACUGUUGUAACUUCAUUGUUAUAUAUCUUUUUGGUAGCUGAGGGUGGAAGUCAAAUAUGUAAUGUUUUCAGAACGGAAGGGGGGAACUCAGUGAGUUCCAAAUCAGAUCAGAGAACCCAGUGAGUUCCAAAUCAGAUCAGAGAACUCAGUGAGUUCCAAAUUAGAUCAGAGUAUAGGAGCACCGCAGCAACGUGUGUGAACUUGGAGAGCACAUCCAUUUUGGUCGAAAGUUUUACAAUACUACGCAUUUAUGUAUGAUGUGGAUUUGUUAGAGUCAUAUUGAUUUGGAACACUUGUUGGCACAUCCAGGUUUUGGUUCUGUAAAAAAAAGAAGUAUAUGCAAUUUGUACUCUGUUCAGUACAGUAACGGAUGAACAGAACAUUUGUAGCCAGCAAAUUAUUGUCUGCAGCACGGGUUGUUUUGUACUACAAAACUUUAGGUAAGAAUGGCAGGAACUUGAGAUGGUUCCUUUAAGCCCGUGUUCAGGAAGUCGGCUUGUGGUGCACUCAUGUAUUUAAAAAAAACAAUGCAUUAAUCGCCAACUUGGUUUUUAUAGUUACCAAUUACACCCACUGUACAGUUCAUUUGUAUUUCUUUCCAAAAGUUCUAGAUGUGCUCCACCAAUGUUCCUUUCAAUUCAUUAGUGUCUUAUUCACAAAACUAUGCAAGUACAAAAUCAGUUAAGGACUUUCAGCACUGUAAGUAUAAUGUGUAUUCUUAUUUGAAGUUUUUGUAUUUUAUUACCAUAUCAUUCAUUAUUCAUCAGGUGAACGUCAAGAGGAGUGUUACUGAUCUAAAAAGUAGCAUUUAUGGCUUACAAAUGUUAAUAAAUGUGUCAUGGUUUAUUGAGUACUGUGAUUGCCAAAAUUGUCACCACUGCAGCCAUGCAUAUCACUUUUGUGUAACAGUUUAACACACAGUAUAUCUUGUGUUUGUAUGGGUGUUAUCUGGAAUGCAGCGAGUGAACAAGAAAAGUUUGGUUGUAUCUUGUUAUUUUUGCAUUAGUUUGCUGAUAAGGUUAGAUCCUUCACAAGUGGAGAUUUAAAAAUGAUUUGUUGGGGGGGUGAGUUUCAGGGGUUUUCAAGGGGUGACAUAUGCAAGUCAACUCGGAUGACCUCUGAGAAAGGCAUUCCUUGAACUGGCAUGACUCGUUAACUUCUGACAAGACUUGAAACUUCACUGGUUGCUGAAAUGAAGUUGGCUUGUGAUUGGAUUUGUAAUGGAGGUAAUCACAACACGUCUUUCAAACCCAUGCAGGCAUUUCUGUCUCUUCAUGAAACAAGUACAUGUAUGUACUAAGUAGAGUGUAGUCCCACAGUGGUAUCAUGGUUGUAGUGGUGCAGGUGGCAUAGUCUGUACAUAGUGUCAAAUAGAAUCAGUCAACCGCAUUCUGUAUUUUAAACAAGUAGAUGGUCUAAAUUUAACAUUAAGCUGGUGUAAAGAAAAAAAUAUGUAAUAGUGUUCACUUAUAAACAACAGCAACCAAAAUGUAUCAUUCGUAGUUUGUAGACAGUGGUAUUCAUAGCUAAUGCACAGGCAAUGCUGACCAUAGAAUCAGAAUGUGUAUAAUUGCAUUCUUGACUGAAGAAAUUUGUGAAUCUUAAAGGAGAUUUGUUUGCACGAGGAUUGUAAUGAUUAAAUUUUAGAAAUCAAAAAUAAAUGGUGAUAGGACACCGCAGUGGGUCAUUGUACAUUUUGUAAAGGGCUGAGAUCAUGGCCCUUGAUGUACAUACCAGUGUAUGUCCACAGAGUGCGUGAAAUGUAUCAUCAACAAAAUGAUUAAUUUGUAAAAUAAAGUACAUGUAAGUAAAUUCUCAAGGAGAAACAAAAAAGCUUUCCAAAAUUGGAUGGUAAAGCUUGAAAUUUUCUGAACAGUACCAGUGCCAAAAGUGUGUUUUACUCAGAGAAAUCCUUGCAUUUCUCUGAAGUAGAAUUGUGAAUAAACAUGUACAUGUAGUGUAGUCUUAAAGAGAACAUUGCAGAGCCUGAUCUAAUAUGCACAAUAUCUUCAUACUGGUUCAGCCAUGUGAAGGAUUAUGGGUCCUAGUGUGAACCUCGCAGUGUUCACAAAAUCUCACAGGUUAGUGAAGUUCAAAUUCGGUAUGUCUUAGAUUUAAAAAAAACCUCAGCUGUAUAAAUGUUUGUAGACAUGUAGUACUUACAGGUUAAACUAAACGUAAUGAGACUAUAGCAACUUAAUGGAAAUGUCAUAUUUUAUCAUGCAAAAAUUCUGAGCGUAGCUCUGUAUUAGUAGCCUUGUGCCGUAUCUUAACAUCGUGAUUUAUAACAAAGGUGAUUUUUAUUUAUGACAAGUUUUAAUGUGGCUGUUGCAGUAAGGAAGUGAUUUUUUGUAUCUGUUUUGUUAAAUGAGAGAAUUGAAGAUCAUGGAAAAGGUGCAUUUUAGAAUACCAUGGGCAUCAGUUGGUGGAGGACAGGGGGGCACAUGUCCCUCCCACUUUUCCAAGUGGGGGGGAUACUAUAUCAAUUGUCCCCCCCCUCCCACUUUUUUCCAAAACCUAAAUGAAAAUGUGUAGCUUGCAAAAACAUUGGUUAAAAACACUGGCUAAAGUAGCCAAAACUUGUCUCAGAUCAGACCACAGAGCAUCUCUACUCCAAAAAUUUUCCAGGGUCCUAAGGCGGGCCCCAGACCCCACACCACUCAGAGCUUCGCUUUUUGCGCUCGCAUUUGUUCUGAUCAGGGCUAUGUCCCCCCCCCCACUUUUCAAAACAGAUUUACACCCUUGAAUUACACACAGUGUGACUCUCUUGGAUGUCUUACUAUUUAA